AUGGGUUCGAAGCUCGAUUUGGAGUCAUCGCGCGUGUACCUGACAAACACGUCGGGUACAGACCAGAAAUCUCGGUCUGCUAUGGCGCGUAACAUGGGACGUGUGCUUUUGAGUCUUCUUCUUGCGUGUUUCUUGGUUGCUUUGACCUCUGCUCGCCGAUGCCGCGGCCCACUCACUCUGGACGAAAGAGUGGACAAGAUCCUGUCGGAGACGCCAUUGAUAGACGGCCAUGAUGAUCUACCGAUCUUUAUCCGCGAAGUUUUCCAGAACCACAUCUACAGCGAUGAGUUCAGAAUUCCCUUCACUGAGGGGGGUCUGCUGGGCCAUGUUGAUCUGCCUCGACUCGCUGAGGGCAAAGUGGGCGGUACUUUCUGGAGUGUCUUUGUGGAGUGUCCCAAAAACUGGAGCGAUUUGUCCGAUGCAACCUAUGCCACAAGUGUCCGUCAGACUACCGAACAGGUAGAUGUCAUGUUGCGCCUGCAACAGGCCUAUCCCGAUGUUUUUUCUGCGCCACCCAAUGGCACGACGGCCCUCCAGGCCUUCAAAGAGGGAAAGAUCAUCUCGCCACUGGGAAUGGAAGGCCUUCAUUCCAUCGGAAAUUCUUUGGCCCAUUUGCGAAGCUUCUAUGAUCGCGGCGUAUCAUACGCCACUCUCACCCACAACUGCCACAAUCGCUAUGCUGAUGCGGCGCUUGUCGAGAUCCCCGGUGGUGUCAAGAAAGCAGAUCCUCUCUGGCACGGUGUGAGCGAGGCGGGUAAGGAUCUUGUAUUCGAGAUGAACCGUCUUGGUAUGAUUGUCGACUUGUCCCACGUCAGCGUCAAUACGAUGCGGGACGUCCUAGGAGCCGGCAAGGAUGACUGGGCCGGCAGUCGCGCGCCGGUGAUGUUCAGCCACAGCUCCGCGUACGCCAUCUGCCCUCAUCCCCGCAAUGUGCCAGAUGAUGUUUUGAGUCUGGUCAAGGCACGGAACUCUAUUGUGAUGGUCAACUUUUCCCCCGACUUUGUCUCAUGCACUGUUUCUGACAACCCGAACGGCUUGCCCGAGUUUGACCCUGAGCAUGCUACUCUCGAGCAUGUGGUUGAACACAUCAUGCAUAUUGGGAACCUUAUCGGAUUCGAUCAUGUCGGACUGGGGAGCGAUUUCGACGGUAUUCCCACUGUUCCGCGCGGUCUCGAGGAUGUAUCUAAAUAUCCGGAUUUGAUUGUCGAGCUUUUGAGACGAGGAGUCAGUGACGAGGACGCGGCCAAGGUUGCUGGAGGAAACCUACUGCGGGUGUGGAAGGAAGUUGACCAGGUUGCGCGACAGAUGCAGGCUGCGGGGGCACUUCCAGUUGAAGAUGAGCUGUAA
Aspergillus sclerotioniger CBS 115572 is the source of this 1347-nucleotide messenger RNA. Its product is annotated as putative dipeptidase. The record is from RefSeq and is a predicted model, not a curated record. Gene Ontology annotation, molecular function: metallodipeptidase activity. The coding region runs from base 1 to 1347 and encodes 448 amino acids. The transcript is spliced from 3 exons. Gene Ontology annotation, biological process: proteolysis. Lineage: Eukaryota; Fungi; Ascomycota; Eurotiomycetes; Eurotiales; Aspergillaceae.